Messenger RNA from Mus pahari (shrew mouse), 2197 nucleotides. It is a transcript of the gene Kiz, whose product is annotated as kizuna centrosomal protein. The transcript is spliced from 14 exons. The coding region runs from base 73 to 2160 and encodes 695 amino acids. Gene Ontology annotation, biological process: spindle organization. The record is from RefSeq and is a predicted model, not a curated record. NCBI's taxonomy places the organism in Eukaryota, Metazoa, Chordata, Mammalia, Rodentia, Muridae. Gene Ontology annotation, cellular component: centrosome.
GCCUUGUUUACCCGCGGUGCAUGUUGGGGCGGUCUCCUUGGGCAACGAGGGCCCGCCAGCUGCCCCGUGGCGAUGCCGCGAGGGCGCGGUGGCGGUGGUGGUGGCCUGCGUCAGGCCCCCGCCACAUCUGCGCCCUUGGCGAGAUCCAGCUACUACGAGAGGGUGGGCCAGCUCCAGCAGGCUCUGCGGGACAGUGAAAAGAAGAGAUUGGACCUGGAAGACAAGCUUUAUGAAUACAAUAAAUCUGAUAAGUGCAGAGCUAAGCUGAAAUGUGCAAAACUAAAGAAAUACUUAAAGGAAGUAUGUGAGUCUGAGAGGAGGGCUCAGGUUCGAAACCAAGGGUAUUUAAAGAAGUUUGAGUGUGUCCAGACGUAUGUGGAACACUUGACCACAAAUACAGAGAAGCUUCAAAAACUGAAGACUGAAUAUGAGGCUGAAGUGAAGAGGAUGCGCCUCCUGUCAAAGGAUAGCCUGGGAACGAGUGACGAAGACCGAGCAAAGGAUGCAGUGCAGGCAGGAAUUAACUUGGGGACAGCUAUGUCAAGAGGAUUGUAUCAACCAGCAGCAAUCUUUAUGGGCCGCCAAAUGUCAGCCAUUUCAAGCAUUGAAGAUUUCAGUACAGAGCAGAAAUCUAACCAACCCACAAAGAACUUUUCAAUCUCUGACCCACAUUCACACCAACAGACAGCCCAGAGCAGCUGUGUGACAGACAGCUGUGUAGUGCAGACUAAUGGUGACACACAGUGCUUAAAUAAGUCUGACAAAAUACAUGGAAAGACAUCUCUUCAGACUGGUGAGAAGACGCCAGUCACAAGCUAUGUAUUGUCUGUGGAAGAACAAACUCAUUGCUUGGAGAUAGGAAGCAGCACACGGCACAGCAAGAGUAAUUUAUCUGAAGGCAGAAAGUCUGCUGAACUCCAUUCCUCGUUACAGGAAAGAUUAAGUCCAGAGAACAGCAUCACUGAUUUAAAGUGUGACAGUUCCAGCAGAUCAGAGGGAUCAGACAGAGAAAUACUGACACAAGAACAUAUUGAAGUCGGGGAAGAAAGAGCCGGCCCGCUGGUCCCCGUGAUAGCAGUUUCAGAACACUGUACAUCUGCAAAGAAGUGGACUGAAGAGAAGCAUUCUGCUUGGGAAGCUUCCUCGGAUGAUCUUGACCAUGGGGACCCAAAGUCACAGAAGGCCUCCCUAAAACUUCAGGAAGAGCAGGAGGAGGAAAGCUCAUGCAGCAGCAGCGACCUCACAGUUUCUGUAAGUGAAGAUGAUCUGAUUUUAGAGAGUCUGGAGGCACUGUCAAAUCCACGAGCCAAGAUGGCGGAUAAAGAUGGAAUGCAGGCCUCAGGAGCGGUCCACACUGAACCAAGACAAGAUUUGCUCUUCACUGAAUAUGUUUUGCAGACCCAAAGCUUUCCUGAUUCAAAAAGGGAACCCUUCCCAGAUUCACCAAGACAAGCUGAAAAAGUACCAGAUUGUCACUUAUUCAAGACACGAGGGCAGUGUAUGAAGGAACAUGAUAAUUCUCUUAAAGAGGAGGCAACAACAUUAUUGAAAAAAGUCCUUACAGAAGAAUGUGACCAUAGGUCAGCUAUUCACAGUAAUGAAUCAUCUUGCAGCAUGCCAUCUAUUCUGAAUGACAAUAAUGGAAUAAAGGAAGCAAAACCCGCUCUGCGGCUCAACAGUGUUCUUACAAGGGAACAAGAAGUUUCAAGUGGCUGUGGAGAUGAGAGCAAGGAAGAUGGCAUAGCUGCGGCCCCAGUCACAGGGCACAGAGAGGCGGAUCUAGUGCCCUCAGAACUGUUUCAGUUCAGCUUGGGAGCAGCCAUGAAAGAAACAAAAGCCUACCAGUUACUGAAGAAGUCUACCCUUAAGGACAGUUCAAAUCAAGCAGAAGAGAGAUUUGAAAGUCAGUUUUCAAGUCUGGAUAUUGGUGGCAGCAUGUUCACAACAAAGACAGCCCACAAAAUCGCCUCGGAAGCUAGUUUUUCAUCUAGUGAAGGAAGUCUUUUGUCAAGGCACGAAAGCAAAAGGGACCCAGUGACCACCAUAAAGUCAAAUGCCUUCUGGGGGGAGUCUGAUGACAGUAACUCUGAAAUUGAAGCUGCUCUACGUCCUAGAGACCAUGACAUGCCUGAUGAUUUUGAUGAUUUUUAUGACACAUGAGCUGUUGCAUGCUUAGAAAUAAAGUCUUUAAAACAAA